AUGUCUGGACAAAUCCCAGCUCUCCCAGAAUCCUUUGCUCCAGGAAUAGACGGCGUGUUCUCAGACCGCAUUGGCUUCUACUCUCUGGACUCCAACGUCCCUGGCCUGUCCAAGGUCAUUCUCAACAAACUCAACAUGAAGGAUUAUGGGGAAUACAGGGCAGCUAUUGAAGGAAAGACUAAGGGAGGGGCGUUCCGUAACUACAAGGAGAUGUUCCAGAAAAUGGAGGAGACGUUUAAAUUCUGUGCCAGCUGCAACAAGCUUCCAGAGCACCUGUCAGAGGGCCAGACACUCAAGCGUUGUGUGAAGUGUCUGAAUGUAUACUACUGCACAAAGGAGUGUCAGAAGAAGGACUGGCCCCAGCAUAAGAUGUUCUGUAAGAAACUGCGUCUAGUGGCAGUUGAUCGGCUGGUGGAGUGGCUUAUGUUCACAGGAGAUCUCCCAUUCACCACAGAGAAGUGGUCCCUGCCAGCAGCAGAGGUGAAGGGCUGGGACAACUGGCUUGCCAUGCAAGGCGACCUAACCCCCCGUUUAGACGCCAUCUUGUCUAGCACAAAUAUGGGAGCGCUUUGGAAAAAUGUCUCUAGGCCACAACCAGAAGAUGCUGACCUGAGAGAGUCUGUAUGGCGAGUUGAGAGCGAGUUCCUGUCUCGGGCCCUUUCUGUUGGCAUGGCGAUAAGACUCUUUGGCCUAGAUCCUUACUUCAAACCACUCACCAUCCAUCUAGCAGGGGCCGGCCUAAAUGAGACGAUGGGAGCCCGAUUGACAGACUUUGAUGAACUGGACAAAAUGUUUCCUGGACACAAGGGUCUGGAGGUGGUCAUGGUGGGGCCAGAGGUGGUGGACGGGCCAAUCAUGCGGCCCCCUCUGACGAAUUUUGGCCCCAAGACGAAGACCUUCAUCAGUGCCUACAAGGGCCUCUACCACCAGUUCUAUGAGGAUAUGGUGGAGACCGAGAAAGCAGCUAAGCCAGAUCUGGUGGUUGGAUUCCAUCCAGGGUUUCAUGCCACACAGGGUCUGGGAGAAGGCUGGCUGCCCAGCCUCCUCCUCCUCAGAGACUUCAACAUCCCCUCAUUCUUCACCAUGUUCAAUGAGAUGGAACUGAACUAUUCCCUGCAAAUUCUGUCGGAGUUGGAAAUGCAUAUCAAGGGCAGUGGCCCCAACCCCUUUUCAUCCCAGAAGCCAGAGCAGGUCCAGGCCUGUCCCAACAAACCACCUUCAUACUGCAACUCCCACUUCCUCUAUUUUCAGGGCCUACUGGAGCAAGAAGAGCUUGAGCAACCGGACAAUUCUAGAACUUAUUGGAAGGUUUAAAAAGUAUAAAAUGAAUAGCCUCUAGUCUAGGGUUUGCCACAUCAGCAUCCUAUAUUGUUCAAAUGGAUGCUUUUAGUGUUGCUUAUAUGCAUAAGCAUAAUGCAUUAUGGUGUUGCUCUCCUUUGUAUUUCUUGUGUAUGAUGAAGCUAUAUACAUUUAUGCUG
Molecule: messenger RNA, 1478 nt
Organism: Salvelinus namaycush (lake trout)
Lineage: Eukaryota; Metazoa; Chordata; Actinopteri; Salmoniformes; Salmonidae
Product: putative protein MSS51 homolog, mitochondrial
Exons: 6
Coding region: 1-1314 (437 amino acids)
Source: RefSeq, a predicted model, not a curated record